Messenger RNA from Metarhizium robertsii ARSEF 23, 330 nucleotides. RefSeq lists its product as uncharacterized. Gene Ontology annotation, molecular function: transferase activity, transferring alkyl or aryl (other than methyl) groups. The coding region runs from base 1 to 330 and encodes 109 amino acids. Gene Ontology annotation, cellular component: membrane. The transcript has a single exon. The record is from RefSeq and is a predicted model, not a curated record. Lineage: Eukaryota; Fungi; Ascomycota; Sordariomycetes; Hypocreales; Clavicipitaceae.
AUGCCAACAAGCGCUAACAAAGUCGAAACAGCAUGGUCUGCUUUGUUGGCUGGCGCCGCGGAGACACGGCAAGAACAUUUGGCUCCUUCUCCUCUGUUCAUACUCCGCCAAACACUAUUCUGCGUUCUUGCUGCCUAUCUGUUUUGUGGAGCGGGAAUGGUUUGGAAUGACUGGAUUGACCGCGACAUAGAUGCCAACGUUGCGAGAACCAAGAAUCGCCCCCUGGCAUCUGGCAAGGUGACAACAGCCCAAGCUUUUGUGUGGAUGGCUCUACAGGUUAUUGCAUCGUGUGCUGUUCUCCACGUUAUGCUGGACGGUAAAGACGUGUAG